This is a messenger RNA of Acaulospora morrowiae, 588 nucleotides long. The record is from the annotation of a GenBank genome assembly. Lineage: Eukaryota; Fungi; Glomeromycota; Glomeromycetes; Diversisporales; Acaulosporaceae.
AUGUCCGACACUGACGUUAACACAGAAUUCAUCGCAAAAGUGGAACGAUCAAAGCUCUUCCCCUGCCCACUGGAGGUGGAUGAGCUUGAGGUUGAUUCCAAAUGUACACAGGGAAAACAAAAAAAUCCACCUAGAUGGAUGAACAGCUACAUCGUUUUUCGAAGAGCCCUUGGUCUCUUGUUAAAGGGUGCCAAAAUGGAUGGUAAACAAUUGACACUUUUGGCAAGAAAAAUGUGGAAUGAAUCGAGUGAAUGUGAGAAGGAAGAAUACAAGAAUAUUUCUCUAGAAUUAAGGGAACGUCAUAGAAAACGUUACCCCGAAUUUGACGAAGAUGUUUGCUUGAAACCUUAUUGUGAGCUCAAUUUCGAUGGCUUCGAUGACAACGGAUUAAAUGAAGAUUACUCUCAGCCCUCAAUCGGACCGAGCAAUUAUCCUUUUUAUCAGGGUGAGUUGAUUGUGGUCCCUCAGUAUCAACUUCAAAAUAACGAGCUCUAUAGCUUUCCUUAUGUCGAAUUCUACUUCGGAACGCAAUGUUCUUUGACGCAACUUCACGAAGACUUUGUGAGGGAAAAUACAAUUUGCAGAUGA